ACGAUGGGAGAGGGAAGAGAAGGCGACUGGGAGUGCAGCGGCUGCAACAACAGGAACUACGCCUUCCGGUCGUUCUGCAACCGCUGCAAGCAGCCUCGCCUCCUCGUCGACACCAAGACCCCCGCCGAUUCCAAGUGGCUGCCUCGCAUCGGCGACUGGAUCUGCACCGGUUGCACUAACAACAAUUAUGCAUCAAGAGAAAAGUGCAAAAAGUGCGGGCAACCAAAGGAGGUAGCAGCAAUGCCAGCAAUUGCCGUGCCUGGGGCUUCACUCCCAACUUAUUCAAAUUAUUUUGCCAGGUCCCAAGGAGGACUGGAACAAAAUAUGAAUCUUGGACUUGGAUUAAUAGGCAGUGGUGCUCUCAAGCAAUCACUUCCUUUUAACUCCUCCUGGUCUUUCGGGGAGACUGAUAACUAUGGAAUUCAGGCUUCUGUCUGGUCCUUGGGUGCAAACUCCAAUCCUGGACAUCCAUUUGCAAAUCCUAUCACUCAGUAUCCUUCAGUUCCAAAAGGAUGGCGCAGUGGCGAUUGGAUAUGCCACUGUGGCUUUCACAAUUACUCAUCUCGUUCACAGUGUAAAAAGUGUAAUGCUUCUAUGACACCAGCCCUUGGAAUGAAGCGAUUGGCAUCUGAAGAUCUUGUCCAUGGGUGGGAUAACAAGAGAUUGAAUGCAGGAACUCAGACAACUGGACUCCAGCAAUCAUAUCCAGCAUUUGAUCAAAUGGUUGGAACCAGUUCUGAACCUAGAACUGGAGCAUUUUUAUCCUUUGGAAGUUCAGUUGUGGCUUCAAAUAUACAAGUCCAGAUUCCACAUCAAGCUGCAACACAUGCUCUUCUUGGAAAGGGCAGAGCAAAGCAAUGGCGACAAGGUGAUUGGAUGUGCACAAAUUGCAACAACCACAACUAUGCAUCUCGAGCAGAGUGCAAUAGGUGUAAGACGCAAAGAACCGUGCUUUCCCAACCUGUCAAUGUCAUUUAAUUGCAGAUUCAGCAAGGGUCCCUGACGAUAGGAGAUUUUGUAUUCGGCGGUGGAGGUUUCUUUGCAAUUUUUUUCUCUGUACUGUGCCAAAAGAGAAGUGAAAGAUCAAGAAAGGCAUGCUUUAUUUCUUUUUUAUUUAGUUUGCUCCUCAUAGAAAUUAGCUGGACAUUCGAUAGAUUCCAUUUGGACAGACAGCGCCGGUGUAAUGCUAUUUGCUUGAGGACCGCUUCGGCUUGCCGUAGUGAUCUUUUGUCGGGUUUUUCGUUUUUGGUCUUGAAAGAUAAUUUUUGAAUUACAGAACACAGAUUGUCUGUCAAUGGAAUCAUGUUAUUCGUAUC
This is a messenger RNA of Rhodamnia argentea, 1316 nucleotides long. RefSeq lists its product as uncharacterized. The transcript is spliced from 7 exons. Gene Ontology annotation, cellular component: cytoplasm. The coding region runs from base 4 to 978 and encodes 324 amino acids. Gene Ontology annotation, molecular function: mRNA binding. The record is from RefSeq and is a predicted model, not a curated record. NCBI's taxonomy places the organism in Eukaryota, Viridiplantae, Streptophyta, Magnoliopsida, Myrtales, Myrtaceae.